AUGGCCUUAUCGCACCUGAAAUCAUCUUCAUCCAGAUCCAAUCUUCUCAAGCCUCUUGCCACCGCCUUUUCUCUCCGCCGUCCGAUCUCCACCUCAACUGAUCCACUCACAAUCGAGACCUCCGUUCCCUUCACCGCUCACAAAUGCGAUCCUCCAUCACGCACUGUCGAGACCAAUCCUCAAGAACUCCUCUCUUUUUUCCGAGACAUGGCCAGGAUGCGCCGUAUGGAGAUCGCCGCCGACUCACUCUACAAGGCCAAGCUCAUCCGCGGAUUCUGCCAUCUCUACGACGGUCAAGAAGCCGUGGCCGUUGGAAUGGAGGCUGCAAUUACCAAGAAGGACAGCAUCAUAACUGCCUACCGUGACCACUGCACGUUUCUCGGGAGAGGUGGGACCCUCUUGGAGGUAUUUUCGGAGCUGAUGGGACGACAGGCCGGUUGUUCGCAUGGGAAAGGUGGGUCCAUGCAUUUCUAUAAGAAGGAUAGUGGAUUUUAUGGAGGGCAUGGUAUUGUGGGAGCUCAAGUACCGUUAGGUUGUGGAUUGGCAUUUGCGCACAAGUAUAACAAGGACGACACCGUCGCCUUUGCUUUGUAUGGAGAUGGUGCUGCUAAUCAAGGACAGCUGUUCGAGGCCCUAAAUAUCUCUGCUCUAUGGGAUCUUCCUGCCAUCUUGGUCUGCGAGAAUAAUCAUUAUGGAAUGGGGACAGCGGAAUGGAGAGCUGCCAAGAAUCCAUCAUACUAUAAGCGUGGAGAUUAUGUUCCUGGCGUGAAGACUCUUGAUCUAGGAUUUUCUGAAGAAUUUUCUGGUCACUUGCCUGGAGAUAGUUUUGAAUAUGCUUUUCGUGCUUGGCUGGAAUCGGUCUUUUUGAAUGAAAUGAAAAUUGUAGAUGGCAUGGAUGCUCUUGCUGUGAAACAAGCAUGCAGAUUUGCAAAGGAUUACGCCUUAAAGAGUGGACCCAUUAUUCUUGAAAUGGAUACCUAUAGGUAUCAUGGUCACUCUAUGUCUGAUCCUGGGAGCACCUACCGUACCCGUGACGAGAUCAGUGGCGUGAGACAGGAACGUGAUCCAGUUGAAAGGAUAAGAAAGUUGAUAUUGGCCCAUGAUCUAGCUACUGAGAAAGAGCUAAAGGAUAUUGAAAAAGAAUUGAGAAAACAAGUAGAUGAUGCCAUUGCUCAAGCCAAGGAAAGUCCGAUGCCAGAACCUUCGGAACUUUUCACAAAUGUAUACGUGAAGGGUAUGGGAGUUGAGGCAUAUGGAGCUGAUAGGAAAGAAGUAAGAGCUGUGCUUCCCUAA
Messenger RNA from Dovyalis caffra, 1293 nucleotides. The record is from the annotation of a GenBank genome assembly. NCBI's taxonomy places the organism in Eukaryota, Viridiplantae, Streptophyta, Magnoliopsida, Malpighiales, Salicaceae.